CUUCAGGAAAAGCGUGUGAAUAGGAGCCACCUUCAUGAGUUACUAGAACAAGCCACAGUCAUGGGUCUCGUGUCCUGGACGGCUGCACCAGCUCUCUCUGGAGUGUCAUGACCUUAUUUGGUUUGAUUUCAAGCCAUUCAUGAGACUUUAAGUCUUUUUCUGAAAAUGGAAAACCGAAUGCCAUCCUUCCCAAGAGCUCAAGGCUGUUGCGAUGGCAGAAACCAAACCUGCCAACAGCUCGCUUGCGGCCCCUGAGCGUCAGCCCCACCUGUGUCGUCCUGACCAUGGACGGCACGUUGGCUGUGCAGGAUGGCCUCUUGGAGGAUGGACCCAGCAGUGGUGCCACGGCUCACCCCGACGCCCUCCCGACACCUCUGGGCUCGCCAGGUCCGCCUGACCAGUGGGACGAAGGUGCCAGCGUCGAGGCAAACAGAGCUGCAAGUGAAGGACGAAGCCUGGACGUACCCAACAAGGGGGACACCUGUCAGAAUGGGCCGACGCCACAGCUCCCAGACCCUCCGUCGGCUCUCAGUCCCCCCACAAGCCCCAUGGGUCCUGAUGCCCCUCCAGGUGUGGCUGGUUUCCAUGACAACCUAAAGAAGUCUCAGGGGCCUAGUGCUGAGGGCAGUGGUAGAAAAGAAGCUCUGCAGUCUCUCAGGCUCAGCCUUCCUAUGCAAGAAACGCGGCUGUGCUCAACAGAGGCUUCGCUGCCCCUGGAGAAGGAGGAGCAGGUCCGACUGCAGGCUCGGAAGCGGCUGGAAGAACAGCUCAAACAGUACAGGGUGAAGCGCCAGCAGGAAAGAUCCAGUCAACCUGCAACUAAAACGAGACUUUUUAGCACGCUUGAUCCUGAACUCAUGUUGAACCCAGAAAACUUACCAAGAGCCAAUGCCGUGGCUAUGACAAAGGAAUAUUCCUUCCUGCGCACCAGUGUCCCUCGGGGGCCGAAGGUGGGCAGCUUGGGACUCCUGGCACAUCCUAAGGAGAAAAAAAGUUCCAGAUCAAGCAAAAUUCGGUCUCUGGCUGACUAUAGAACCGAAGACUCGGACGCUGGGAAUUCUGCGGCGGCGGUGGUGUCGGAGGUCAGCCUGUCUCCUGGGGCCGAGGGCCGCCUGGAGAAUGUGUCCCUGGUGGGAGAUAAUGUGUCUGAGGCCGAUGGGGACGAGAGUGACAGCUCCUCCUACAGCAGCAUCUCCGCCCCAGGGGUGCACGGCCUCCUGGUGAACACUGUGGGCGCGCGGGAAGCCUCCUACAUGGUCGGUGGCCAGGAGGUCGCCGCCAGCUCCCUGGGCCAGUUCCCGUCCAUCACGGAUGUCCUGCAGGCCGCCACAGCCGAGCACCAAGACCGGGCCCCGGCCGUCAAUGGGGAGGUGCGGAGCCGGGCCGGCAGCGUCGGCAGCAGCGUGUCCGUGGGAAGUUCCGUGGCCGAAACUCAUGAUGAAAUGUUGCAGGUUCUUAAAGAAAAAACAAGACUCGAAGGACAGCUAGAAGCCUUAUCGAUGGAGGCCAGCCAGGCCCUUAAAGAAAAAGCCGAGCUGCAGGCGCAGCUCGCCGCCCUGAACACCAGGCUGCGGGCGCAGGCGGAGCACAGCCAUAGCAGCCAGCAGAGGCAGGAUUCGCUCAGCUCAGAGGUGGACACCUUGAAGCAGUCGUGCUGGGACCUGGAGCGGGCAAUGAGCGACCUGCAGAGCAUGCUGGAGGCCAAGAAUGCCAGCCUGGCGUCCUCCAACAGCGACCUGCAGGUGGCAGAGGAGCAGUACCAACGACUCCUGGCCAAGGUGGAGGAGAUGCAGAGGAGCAUGCUCAGUAAGGACAACACAGUGCACGAUCUGCGGCAGCAGAUGGUGGCCUUACAGAGCCAGCUACAGCAAGUGCAGCUGGAGCGCACGACGCUGACCAGCAAGCUGAAGGCGUCCCAGGCCGAAAUCUCGUCUCUGCAGAGUGUCCGGCAGUGGUACCAGCAGCAGCUCGCCCUGGCGCAGGAGGCCCGGGUCAGACUGCAGGGCGAGAUGGCCCACAUCCAGGUUGGACAGAUGACCCAGGCAGGCCUCCUAGAGCACCUGAAACUUGAGAACGUGUCCCUGUCCCACCAGCUGACGGAAACACAGCACAGGUCCAUCAAGGAGAAGGAGCGCAUUGCUCUGCGGCUCCAGGGCAUUGAGGCUGACAUGUUGGACCAAGAAGCCGCCUUCGUGCAGAUUCAGGAGGCGAAGACGAUGGUGGAGGAGGACCUGCAGAGGAGGCUGGAGGAGUCCGAGGAGGAGAAGCAGCAGCUGCAGCAGAUAGUGGCCUCGGCAGCAGCGCUGGAGCAGCAGUUAGCACAGGUCAAGUUGACGUUGCAUCAGCGAGACCAGCAGCUAGAGGCCCUGCAGCAGGAGCAUCUGGACCUGCUGAAGCAGUUCACCUCGACUCAGGAGGCCGUGCAGAGCAGGGAGCAGGCCCUCAGCGACCUGCAGGUGCACUUUGAUGAGCUGCAGGCCAGGCUGGAGGAGCUGCAGGUGGAGGCCACUUCCAGAGACGACAUGAUCCACUUCCUGCAAAACGAGAAGAUCGUACUGGAGGUGGCCCUGCAGGCGGCCAAGAGCAGCAAGGAGGAAUUCGAUAGAGGCACCAAACGCUUGGAAGGUGGUGCCGAGGAAACGCUGGACACUUUAGAGCAGUUGAGACGAGAGUUAGCCGUCAGGUCCAGCCAGGUGGAGCACCUGCAGCAAGAGACUGCCACUCUGCAAAAGCAGACGCAGAAAGUAAAGGAACAGUUUCUUCAACAAAAGGUGAUGGUGGAGGCCUACCGGCGGGACGCCGCCUCCAAGGACCAGCUCAUCAGCGAGCUGAAGGCCACGAAGAAGAGGCUGGACUCGGAGGUGAAGGAGCUGAGGCGAGGGCUCAUGCAGCUUCAAGGAGACAAAGCGUCUGCAGAGGCGGAGCGGUCACGCCUGCAGAAGGAGGUGUCCCAGGUCAAGCAGCAGAUGGCAGCUCUCGAAGGGCACCUCGAGUCGGUACAGAGGGAGCGCGAUGAGCUGGAGACGCACCUGCAGUCUCUGCAGUUCGACAGAGGGCAGACAGCCGCUGUCACGGAGGCCAACGAGGAGCUCAAGAGACAGAUGGAAGAGCUGCAGCGAGAAGCCACCAGGGCGCUUGGCGAGCAGAAGCAGAAGAUGAGACGGCUGGGCUCGGACUUGAGCAGCGCGCAGAAGGAGAUGAGGACCAAGCAUAAGGCCUACGAGAGCGCCGUGGGCAUCCUCAGCCGCCGCCUGCAGGAGGCCCUCGCCGCCAAGGAGACGGCCGAGGCCGAGCUGAGCCAGCUGAGAGCGCAAGCGGCUGACGGUGGCAGUGACCUGACACUGCGCGAGAGAAUCCAGGCCCUGGAGGCAGAGCUGCAGACCGUCAGCCACAGCAAGGAGAUGCUGGAGAAGGAGCUGCAGGAGGUCAUCGCGCUGACUAGCCAGGAGCUGGAGGAGCUCCGGGAGAAGGUGCUGGAGCUGGAGGACGAGCUUCAAGAGUCCAGAGGCUUUAGGAGGAAGAUAAAGCGCCUCGAGGAGUCGAGCAAGAAGCUGGCUCUGGAACUGGAGCAUGAGAGAGGGAGGCUGGCGGGCCUCGGGCAGACCAGCGCAGCUCUGCGGGAGCACAACAGCGUCCUCGAGACGGCGCUGGCCAGGAGGGAGGCUGACCUCGUGCAGCUGAACCUGCAGGUGCAGGCGGUCUUGCAGCGCAAAGAGGAGGAGGACCGCCAGAUGCAGCAGCUCGUCCAGGCCCUGCAGGCCGCCCUGGACACGGAGAGGCAGACCGUGCGCAGCCUCAAGGAGCAGGUCGCUGCUGCCAAGGCGGAAGCAGGGCAUAAUCGCCGCCACUUUAAGGCCGCCACCUUGGAGCUGAGCGAGGUGAAGAAGGAGCUGCAGGCCAAGGAGCUCCUGGUGCAGAAGCUGCAGGCGGAGGCUGAGGGUCUACAGAUCCAGGAUGGGAAGCAUUCCCAGGAAAUAGCGGAGUUCCAGGCGGAACUGGCAGAGGCCCGGACCCAGCUCCAGCUCCUGCAGAAGCAGCUGGAUGAGCAGCUGAGCAAACAGCCUGUAGAAAACCAAGAGAUGGAAAAUCUCAAAUGGGAGGUGGAUCAGAAAGAGAGAGAAAUCCAGUCCUUGAAGCAGCAGCUGGACUUGACUGAACAGCAGAGCAGGAAGGAGCUGGAUGGAACUCAGCAGUUACUGCAGAACAUCAGAUCUGAGUUGGAGAUGGUGCGGGAAGAUCUGUCCGUGACCCAGAAAGAUAAAUUCAUGCUUCAAGCUAAAGUGUCCGAACUGAAGAGCAGCAUGAAAACUCUGCUCCAGCAGAACCAGCAGCUCAAGCUGGACCUGCGACGCGGCACAGCAAAGACGAGGAAGGAGUUGAAAGGCGAGGCCAGCCCCUCCAGCCCCAUGACACCAGUGAAGGUCCCCGACUGCCCCGUGCCAGCCUCUCUGCUGGAAGAGCUGCUGAGGCCGCCGCCCGCCGUGAGCAAGGAGCCCCUCAGGAACCUCAACAGUUGUCUCCAGCAACUGAAGCAGGAGAUGGAUAGCCUGCAGCGCCAGAUGGAGGCACACACCGUCACCGUGCAUGAGUCUCUGUCCUCGUGGACUCAGGGGGACCCUACAGCCAGCUGUGCUUCCCCAGAAGAUCAUGCCAACCCCAGGGGAGACACAGAGCAACACGGUCCGAGCAGGGCGUCCGGAGAGGGGCUGGGAAUGGCGACUGCCGAGUGUCCCCACCCUGAGUGUGUGUAACUGCCCAAAGGAACAUUCUUUCACAAGGUUAUUAAUUUACUGUCGCCUCCUUGUUUUCCUAAGAAUUUCAGGUUCGUGUUCACCUUUACGAGGAGUAAAAUAUAAGAGCGAGGGUUACUAGGGGGUCGUUCGCAGCUCACAACCAGCUUUCCCCACAAAACGACCAGAGCGUGAACACCUAGUGUAGGUCUUCGUGAGGAGUGUUUGCAGGCGUCUGAGGGUCCUCGGCGGGAGAUACCUCACAAGUGAAGGUGGACGUGGCUCCCUGCAGGUGGCCGGUCGCCAUGGAGACCUGGUGCCAGCAGUGCCCUCUUUGUUUCCUGUUCCGGUCAGUCAGAGCGGUAGCGAGACUGUUUUCGCCCUUCUGGUUUUAUUUUAUUUUCAGUAGCCGUCCCACCGUAGGACGUGUAUCUAAAUACUGAGAAUCGUAAUGAGUCGUUGAAAACUAUGUGCUGGAAUUAUUUAAGAAUGACCUGAAUUCUCUUUUUAUUGAUUGAUUGCCUUUUGGAAAUCUGCUGUCAGGAAAUGAUGUACAUGUAGGAUUAAGGGAUGUCGGUCAGAAAAUUAUAUUUUAAGAAACAACUAUUUUAUUUACUUUAUCUUCGAAAACCAAAUAUUCUCAGCAUUCUUCAUUGCUUUCACUUCACUUUAUUUUUGAGGGCCCCUCCCACGUCGUAAGUGCACAUGCCCACCCGUCCGACCGCAGCCCUGCUCGGCCUUGCCUUGACCAACCCCCGGGUUGGCCCUCUGGCCACGAGGACUCCCCAUAGGUGCUGCGGUCACCACACGCUGGCCUGGCAUGGGAGGCGUGAGGAGAGGCCAAAGGUGAGGGGGGCCCUGCAGCUCGCACGCAACGCAACUCCCAGCCUCACGUCCCGUGCCCGAGUGGAGACGCUCCCCAGGGCCAUGGUCGUCGAGGACGUGCUGGGCUCAGUGGCGACAGCCUUCAGGAGGGUGGAGGUCCUGAAACGCCCCAUCUGGUGAUCAGCGGGCUUCCUAGCGGAGGCAGCUGGCCCUGCGAGGAAGGCGCCGAGGUCCCCCAAGCGCUCCCACCAGGGACCCCGGCCCCUGAGUGCAUGAGACUGAGGUAUGAGGUGUGUAGAUUUUCCACCUGAGCUGCUUAAACACCGCAGGAACUGACGGAUUGAGACUUGAGGUAUGUAAUUUUGACUCCCGUUUGCUAAGAAAGUCUAAAGGGAUAUUUAUUGUUAUAGGUUAGAGAAGAGAGAACGGCUGCCUAUGGCUCCUGUGUGGCCUGGUCUGAUGGUGACGUGAAGUGUCACUGACCAGACAUGUUCGAGUCGAUGUAUUACUUAUCUCUUUUGUGGAGAAAGCGGGACGGUAUUUUUAAGCUAUUUGUGUUCCCUUAUAAUAUGUUGUUUGGAGGUCAAUCGAUAAAGUAGCAUUGAUCACAAAGACAUCUACUGCUUAAAAAAGAUUCCCCAGUGAGCAUCGGAACUUCUGAAAUACAUUUGUCCUUUGUGUAGGUUAAUCUUGAACUAAUACUUGAAAACUUCAUUAUAAAUGUACCCUACUUUUCAGCUUAAGUUGGAAAUCAUUUUUGACAAAAUUGUUUUUGUACCAUUGGAAAAGAAAAAUGUAAUUUACGUUCUGUUGCUUUGGCUGCAUUACCCUUCGUUUUAAUUCUAAAACCAAGAAUGGCACUUGGCCUCCUGCGGAGAGCCUGCCGUUGAGCGUUGGUCACUGAUUGCACUUCUCUUAGGAAGGGGCAGCUGACUGGACACGUCCAGCAGGUGAAAGCCCAUCUCUGCUUCUCACCCCUUCCUCCGCCUGGUUCCUGUCGGUGUGCGUGCGCAUGCACGACGCCCUCUGGCCUCCUGUCGGCUCCCUGUGCCACCUCCACCCUCAGUUCCUAUCUUUCGGUCCAGCAGACACCCAGCCUGUCUCUGGUCUGAGCUCUGGGGUGGCUCCAUGUCUAGGGGACCUGUUGUGUUUACGCUGAGGCCGCCUUUGGGCUUCCUUAACGGUCACCUGCAGCAAGAAGUGGGACUUUUAAAUCGCCUGUUGUUGAUUUGUUGAGAGUCGUGUGUGUGUUUUUUCUUAUCUCCAAGGGACUUUACUGGCACUUCUACCUCCCAGAGCCGGGUUGUUAGUGAAUAACGUUUGAAAUAUUCUAUUGUGGGCAGAAGUGGGAAUUAGGAAUUUACUCACGAAAAACAGUCAAGUCUGGAGUAUUUAUAAAAACAGGCUCGCUGUUGCAUUCUUUGUGAAUUGCAUCAUCCUCUGCGUUGAACACUAUGUCACGUCCUCACUGUAGAGAAUGUUGGCUCGGACACCUCAUGAUGUCAAUAGUUUUUAUGUUGUGAAAAAAAAACUUACUGCAAUGUGGCUGUCAUUGAUUUUUCCUCAGUACGCAUCAGAUGGACGCUGAGGAUCUUACAGGGUUAGAUGCCUUCCUCCUCCUGUCGGGAAGGUUUGCCAGGCAGCAUUUUGAUGAGGUGUCAAGCGGGCUCUUGCUUGAUCCGGGCCAGGGAGCUGCAAGUGUAGGAGGUCACAUGAACCCUCCUAGUGUGAAGGCUUCUCGGUAUAGAGAUACUGCAAAGUCACCAUGACUUGUAUUUCUAUGUCAUGAGUAUUAUUUUUAACAAAGAUAAAUGUGGUGUGUAAAGAUUUCUAAUAGUGAGAGGGACCAGUGUAUCUGAGGAGAAAAGUCCUGGGGGCUUCUCCAAGGACUCCGUGAUGUGCAUAGUGCUGGGACAAGUGACACACUCUGAGCCUAAUUCACACAGGUUCGGUGACUCCACGUCCCAGGUGAGUGUCAACUGUAUGGUAGUCUCAGGUUAUAUAGGGUCCAUGAGGGUAAUGUUUUAGAGGGUCUGGAAAACUCGGUGGGUUUAGGUUAUUCAUUUCUAUUAAAAAUUUCCUCAUAAAAGGGAGUCAUCAGGUGGAGGUGUUCAGGGGAAAGGUGUCAUUGUGCACAUGACUUGUAACUUUAAAAGGCAUGUUGAUUUUUUUAUAAAUUUAAACGUGCUUGGGAAUUCCUUAAAUUUUGUGCAAUAAACUAUUUUUUUGUUAAA
Molecule: messenger RNA, 7789 nt
Organism: Pteropus alecto (black flying fox)
Lineage: Eukaryota; Metazoa; Chordata; Mammalia; Chiroptera; Pteropodidae
Gene: GOLGA3
Product: golgin A3
Exons: 25
Coding region: 285-4751 (1488 amino acids)
Source: RefSeq, a predicted model, not a curated record